AUGUGUCAGUUGAAGGUUGUUGUCAAUCGGAACUGGGGACAUUUAGCUCCUGGUUGGCUCCCUGAUGUACCGGACCUCUCAACGCCUGCUUCGCUUCUCAUAUGCCACAGCUAUGACUCCUCAAAGGGUCGCUUGGCUCCAAUGCGAACCGAGGCAUAUCUCGCGAGAGCCUGCUUUAAAAUUCAGACCUUUUCUCUCCUUUUGGCCACCGCCGUGUGGCAAAUGCCUCUUAAAACCGUUAUCGUGGGAACCGGUAUCGCUGGCCUCGGAACAGCAAUCGCACUCAAAGACAAAGGCCACAUUGUUACCGUCGUCGAAGCUACCUCGCAACUCCAAUCUAUUGGAGGGAUUAUCACCAUCCAAGCGAACGCCAACCGCAUUCUGGAUAGCUGGGGCGUAUAUGAGGUUUUAUUGACAAUCUGUGCCGCCUCACUAUUCGCGCCAUGCGCGAGGAGAUAUAAGGACGGGGAGUUCAUCAUCAAAAGGCCUCCGGAAUUAUAUAAGAAGGAGUAUGGGUAUCCGCUCUUGCACGUCCAUAGGGCCGAUUUGCAGCAAGUUCUCUAUAAAGCUGCUGUGGAGCGAGGGAUUACCUUGAGACUUGGUUGUCCGGUCGUUGUUAUUGAAGAUGAAGAUGAAGAAAAUGUGGCUGUUGUGAUUGAAGGUGGAGAGAGAAUAGAAGCAGAUGUGAUUGUGGGAGCAGACGGAGACAAAUGGCUCUUAGGGCUUGAUUGUUCUCACCCGAGAGAUGUAAAUUCAGCGGAAGGAGUGGGAGAAAGUAGGAAGCAAAAUAUGAAGCUGUUCAAAGAGCACUUUAAAGAUUUUUGUUCCGGCAAUCCAGAAAGUACUGUCGUACGCAAAGGAAGCAUAUGUUUGGAGGAUAAUAGAAACUACACCACCAUCUUGGCCCAUGCUAUUCUUCCAUUCGUUGGACAAGGAGGGGGCAUGGCACUCGAGGAUGCCGCAACUCUGGCAGAAUGUCUGGAGCGAGCUAAGACAGCUGAAGAUGUUUCGAAGGUACUCAAAGCAUUUCAAGAGAUUCGAGAGCCGUGUUGCAAGCUGGUUCAAGAAUGGAGUAUAAUGAAGGGCAAACGAGCAACGCUUCCUGAUGGACCUGAGCAAGAGAAGCGUGAUGAAAAAUUGAAGUCAUUUAACGCUUGGGUCAAAGCGAAGCCUUGGGAUAAAGCUCAUAUCCAUGAACUCCCAGAGCUUGAAUCUCUAAAUUGGAAGGCAUGGUUGAUCGGGCAUGAUGCCGUGGGUUUUGCAAAUCGAGAACUGGAUAAACGAUUCGGAUCCCAUAACUAG
Messenger RNA from Hyaloscypha bicolor E, 1302 nucleotides. Its product is annotated as FAD/NAD(P)-binding domain-containing protein. The coding region runs from base 1 to 1302 and encodes 433 amino acids. The record is from RefSeq and is a predicted model, not a curated record. The transcript is spliced from 7 exons. Gene Ontology annotation, molecular function: monooxygenase activity; FAD binding. NCBI's taxonomy places the organism in Eukaryota, Fungi, Ascomycota, Leotiomycetes, Helotiales, Hyaloscyphaceae.